Molecule: messenger RNA, 970 nt
Organism: Schizophyllum commune H4-8
Lineage: Eukaryota; Fungi; Basidiomycota; Agaricomycetes; Agaricales; Schizophyllaceae
Exons: 5
Coding region: 329-661 (110 amino acids)
Source: RefSeq, a predicted model, not a curated record
CUCCAAGAUCUGCGGGGGCGUGGUGGCGUCUUCGCAGCGUCGGACAAGGUCUCCGGUCACUUGCGGUAGCCAGAAACCAUCUAUGGAUCCUGCCUAGCGCUCAUCCUCUUCCUCCCCAUACGGACACAGUGGCUUUGGUGUGGGGCAUCAGAGGAAUCAAUUGACCUUUCGUCAUUUCUUCAUGUUCUUCCUGUGAUACUCCGUACCGUCAUGACUGGAUAACUGACGUCAAACAACGAGGCUGGGGGAUAGAAAAGAGAAUGCACGGGCGCGCGUUCUCUAAUCACCUUCGGCCACACCAUCCCUUCACCCGACUUGCUAGCGUACCAUGGGUAUUACCGCUUCUAUACUCGCAGGCAUCCCCGCGUUCAUAGCACCCAUAACGGCCGUGUUCACGAGCUGCGCGGAUGUCUUCAAGACGCACCAUGAGACCAAACAGAAAAAGCACGAGACCAAGCAGAAGAAGAAGGAAACGGAGAAGAAGGAGAAGCAAGUAUCAGGCGAUGAUUCUGGAGGCAAGGGAGGUGGCGAGAACGGGGGCGGUGGCGGCGGCGCACAACCACAAGUAAUCGUGCAGCCUAUCGUGCAAGGCGGUGGUCAGGGCGGCUCUCAAGAUCAGCAACAACCGUCACAGCAGCCACAGCAGCCACAGCAGCCAUAGCUCGAGCAACAGCGAUCAAAAGACUUCGCAUUCGUCCUGACGCCACCCAUCAUAUACCUGGAACUGCAUUGUGCAAAUUGUACUACGUGUAAAAUAGAGAUAGAAUUGUUCAUAAACUUUCGUGCUGUGCGCUACGGGUCAUUACCAGUCUGAGGUACUGGUUCAGCCCACCCAGCCAAGUUUGAUCCCGUUCUCCAACUGUAAGGAUACCUCCUGAAUCCGCGGCCGUCCUCGAGGGUCGGACUGCCAACAGUUGCAUAUGAUUUGCCACAUAUAGUCGGUAAGCCUAUAAUCUUUGGGGCGUUUCGG